Messenger RNA from Alligator sinensis (Chinese alligator), 1185 nucleotides. RefSeq names its product GRAM domain containing 2A (gene GRAMD2A). Gene Ontology annotation, biological process: regulation of store-operated calcium entry. The record is from RefSeq and is a predicted model, not a curated record. Lineage: Eukaryota; Metazoa; Chordata; Crocodylia; Alligatoridae. Gene Ontology annotation, cellular component: organelle membrane contact site; extrinsic component of cytoplasmic side of plasma membrane; endoplasmic reticulum membrane. Gene Ontology annotation, molecular function: phosphatidylinositol-4,5-bisphosphate binding.
GCAGCACACCAGCUGGCUGCAAGCUUAGAACAAGUCCAUGGUUUGGCUUUGGCAGAGCAAAAUACAGUCGCUGCCAAUGGAUCUGGUUCAAAACUCUCUGAAAAUCUCCCAUUGCAAAUGGGAUUUGAAUGCAGUGGUAUUUAAGGCCUCUCCCAGAUGAGUCCUGCCUCCCAGCAGCUCCCUUCCUCCACCCCGAGAGUCCUGACAAACUUCCUUUUCAUCCUUGUCUGCAGCACAAAGCCAAUGCAUGAAAAAGCAGCUUCCCUGAAGAGCUCCCAGCCCAUGCACAAUCGGGAGAAGCUGGAGGCAUCUCAUAAGGAGAAGAGCCUGGAUUCCCUGGAUGGCAGUCUGCAUCUGAAUGAAGGUCUGAAGGAUGAGGAAGUGAAGAAAUGCCACAGAGAAGUGACCUCAAGUAAAUACAACUUGCAGUACCACAAGCUGUUCAAGGACAUUCCCACGGAGGAGAGUGUCCUGAAAGUCUGCUCCUGUGCGCUUCAGAGAGACAUCCUCAUUCAGGGACGGCUCUACAUCUCCCCCAACUGGCUCUGCUUCUAUGCAAACCUCUUUGGGAAGGACAUCAAGGUGGUUAUCCCAGUGGUCUCGGUGCAGCUGAUAAAAAAGCACAAGACAGCCCGGUUGCUGCCCAAUGGCCUGGCUAUCACCACCAAUGCCAGCAGAAAGUACAUCUUUGUGUCCCUGAUCUCCCGAGACAGCGUGUAUGACGUGCUGAAGAGAGUCUGCACCCACCUGCAGGUUUCCAGUAAGAAGAGUUUGAGUUUGAAAGAAUUUACAGAGGAGCCCGACUCUGUAUCUCUGGAGGUGAUUGUCCCAGAAGUGAAGUGGAGGAAGGUUUCCCCAGCGUCUCUCUCCCUGUCUCUCCCAAAUGCAGACUACCAGUGCAUCCACCGGACCUCCAUCAGUAGCGUCAGCACCAAGGAGAGCUCUUUUAACUCUGAGGAGCCCCUCGUGUCAGAAAGUGCAAUAAACACAGAAGAGGAACUGGAAGCAGAACCAAACUGUGUGGCGGAGCUAAGGCCAUCUGAUUAUCAACUCCUGAAAAUCUUCAUUGUGCUGAUCUGCCUCCUGGUCGUGUCCUCUUCAUACCUGGCAUUCCGCAUCUUCCGUCUGGAGCAGCAGCUCUGCUCUCUGAAUCGAGACUACCUCUCACGCGGCCACAGGAGGUAG